Messenger RNA from Xyrichtys novacula (pearly razorfish), 432 nucleotides. Lineage: Eukaryota; Metazoa; Chordata; Actinopteri; Labriformes; Labridae. The record is from the annotation of a GenBank genome assembly.
AUGUCGAAGUGUGUUUGCUGUGCAGCUUCUGUGUUUAACUCACUUAAAAGAGGAAAUGCAAUUACAUGCCAGUGGACUCGCAGCAACAGGAACAGAGAACCGAGGUUGUUAAACGCUGAGGUUGAGUAUUUAUUGCUUUAUCUCAAAGGGUCUCAGGGGGCACUGGAGGAGGAGGAGGAGGAAGAGGAGGAGGAGGAGGAGGAGGGGAGCGGUUCAAUUAUGUAUGCACCUCCACAACAACAGAAUGUGCUGACAGCAGAGCUCAGCACGCACACGGCAGCAGCAGAACCAAAUCAAGGACGACUCAGCCAGCAGCGGGCCACGGGCCUGCGGAGCUGUGGGAUUGAUCAGACUCUUGACUUUUAUAUAAAUCUGCCCUCUGACACGCUUCCUGUCCGACUCGCAACCACAGGGGUGCAUGCCAAGUCAUAA